Durusdinium trenchii is the source of this 2817-nucleotide messenger RNA. Lineage: Eukaryota; Dinophyceae; Suessiales; Symbiodiniaceae. The record is from the annotation of a GenBank genome assembly.
UAAGACCUUGGUUGAACAAAUGCAUGGUGGAUCUGUCUACGCUGCCAUGUUGAGCCCAAGGGAUUGGGCAAGUGGGGUGAGAGAAUGUCUGAGAAAGUCUCACCAUGACACCCCCGGAACUGUGUGCUGGCCUCACUAGAUUCACUAGACACACGCAGAGGCGCUGGCCAUUUGACAAAGCGAAACUGGAAAUUGCGAGAUGUUCGAGAAACGUUCAUCAAAAGCCGGCAAUGCUAUGCCCGUUGUGGAAGUGCGGCUGUGAUGCCUAAGCAGGAACAAUCCAACGUGGAAGGCCGCUUGCUCCUCAAAGAGGCCAUUGAAUUGAUCCCGAGCGGACGGUGGGAGGAGCUGACCAGCUUAUUGCAGAGUCAUGCCCCGCAGCUGCAGGCCGCCAGGCUGAGAUUGGAGCAGCAGGCUUUGGAAUUGCACUCAACACGGGCACGUUCGCAGAAUGACAAGCAGGAUGCCAAUCCAGUGCGGCAGAUGGGAACUCCGAUCGUCCGAACAGUGGCUGCAGCCGCUGCGUGGGCAGACAGGUUUCCCUGGCUGGCACUUUUGGUCAUCCAAGCCGUGAUUCUGGCAACCUAUGCUCAAGGCUUUCUGUACCGUGGAUUUAUCAUGGACGACGCGGUCGGCAUGAUGAGGAAUCCCAACGUGAUUGGCGAAACACUAUCCUUUGCAGAUCUCAUGCGACGAGACUUCUGGGGACUUCCGAUGCAUGGGUCAGGUUGGACCAACAAAUCCUUCCGCCCAUUGACCACGUUGACCUUCCGCUGGAAUUAUUUGCUUCAUGGCCUGGACUCAUCGGGCUUCCAUGCUACAAAUAUCCUGUUGCACUGCCUGACCUCCUUGAUUCUAGGACGGACGGCUACUGUAGCGCUGGGCAUGUCCGGCUCUUGGGCGGCUCUAGCUUCAGCUCUUUUUGGUGUGCAUCCUGUACAUACCGAAAAUGUCCUGUACCUUGUGUGUCGCGCGGAUAUCCUGGCUUGCUUGUUGGGCCUUUUGGCGAUGAAUUGCUAUGCUGCCAGCUUCAGUCCUCCAGCAGCAUUGAGGCCUUUGUGGCCCACACUCCGGAGCCGACCCUUCGAUGCUGCGGUGGCUGCUGUUGGCAGCGGUAUCUUGCAGAACCCUUUGUGGAUGAUCUUCCCCGUGCUGCUGAUCAUCGCAAGCGGCCUAUGCAAGGAAUCGGGCUUCACGCUGUUUUCCAUACCAAUGCUUAUGGAGCUCUUGGACUUCCUCUCGAUGCAGGCCUGGGUUCAGCACCAAAAAGAGCGCUUCGCCAAGCGCACUUUUCGCCGUUUCAGGCUGAGAGCCGGCCUAUUGGUUGCAAGUACAUUCUUGGUGUUUGUGGCGAGAUACCGGCAUACUGGAGGAACGUCACUGAACAUGUCACCACAAGAUAACCCCAUCAGUUUUGAGACUGAGCGGAAGGCAAGGAUCCUGUCCUAUUCAUAUGUCCAUGGGGUCUAUAUGCGGCUAUUGGUUUGGCCACAGUUUCUUUGCUACGACUACUCCAUGGAUGCCAUACCAAUGGUGCGAGAUGUCUUCGACUGCCGCUUGAUGUUGCCUUUGAGCGCCUACGUGGGCUGCAUGGCCUCCGUGAGCUUCGUCAUGCAACUGCCAGCAAGGCACCGGCGGUCAGGGUUGAUAGCUUUGGCACUUCUGGUUGUGUCGUUUCUGCCAGCCAGUAACAUCCUGUUCCCAGUCGGUACGGUGGUUGGGGAGCGACUCAUGUACGUUCCCUCUGCCGGUUACUGUCUGGCAGUGGUAGUUGUGCUGCAUGCGUUUUUGCAGGGCACCCUGCACAAGCCUCGAGCUCCUCCCCGUCCAGAGCCAACAAAGAUCCAACGUGGGAAGGAGAUUCACAGCUGGGGAAUUGGCAGUGGACGUCCAGAGGCCAUGAGACGAGGCUUCAAGGUCACCUUGUGCGUGACCCUUGCCCUCACAGCGCUGUCAGUUCGAACAUGGCUCCGCGUUUGGGACUGGGAGUCGUCUGACACGCUGUUUAUUCGUGAUGGGGCGCGGCAGCCCCAGUCUUCCAAGACACAGUUCAACCUGGGCAUCACCCACAUGCAGAUGCAGGAGUGGGAUGCAGCUGUAGAUGCCUUGGUCCGAUGUGCAUGGGCAGAUCCGUUGAGUUCCCUGCCUUUCUACCGCAUUGGGCAGAUUGAGAUCCUGCGGAAUCGCUUUGACUCCGCCGAACGGUGGUUGGCGGCAGCCAUUGACAAGUUCGGAGCAAGUCUCAUGGUACGAGAUGAGGAGGUUUUCCACGACCUAGCGCUGGCAAUGUUCCAGAAUGGGAAAGUGGAUCAAGCUGAAACCAGGUUGCGAAUAUCUUUGCAGUUGAACCCUGAUUUUGCGAAAGGUUGGAACAACCUGGCCUGUUGUUUGGCUUCGAAGAUGAACCUGAAUGACAGUGCCAGGGCUUUGCGCAAGGCGGUGAGCUUGGACCCUGAAAACCCGCAGUACUGGGCUAACUUGGCUGUUCUCAGUCAACAUCUUGGAGACUAUGCCACAUCCAAGUCCGCAAUGAGCACGGCUUUGCAAAUCUGGCCAAGCAUGCCCGAGCAUCGUGAUUGUGCCUGGGAGUUCGCACCGGCCGGCUGACCAGUGCAACAUUUGACGUCCUCUUCUAUAACACGUCGCAAGCGAGUUCUUGUUUAACCUUGCCGGGUGGAUUUGCACAGGUUGUUUCGAGCACCCCAGAAGUCAUGGGGUGUUCAAUGGGUAUUCUCACAUGUACCUAGUGCACAAGGCCUGCAAGGUGCUGCGCCCCAAAAAGUCAGGCAGCUUGCUUGGAUCAUGGACGUUGGACGU